GACUGGUUGCAGUAGUGUUGUGGAAUUGUGGGCAGCGCAAAUCCCCCAUUCUUUUUGUGGAGGGCUCGCGGGGCUGGGAAGCGAAUUGGAGGAACAAGAGAUCAAUCCCUCCUCCCUCCUCUGCUAUUUCCGGCCCAGCGAUAGCUUCAUUCUCAUCGAUUUUUAGGUCUUCCUUUUAAGCGCGCUCGCAGCAAAUGGAGCAGAUGGGCGGAGGAAUGGAGUCGUCGAGCCUGGAUUUCGUGCUGGCGCUCUUGGGCGUCAAGGGGAUGGCGUCCACCAACAUCUCCCCGCUCACCCUGCUGCUGUCGGCGCUGCUCCUCGUGGCCGGGGCGCUCUUCCUCUGGUGGAAGGCAGCUGAUGCCGGCAAGCGCGUGGCGGAGCCGCCCAGAGUGGUGACGCCAAUUGUGGAAGCCGAGGAGGAGGAGGCCGAUGAUCUAGCAGGCUACACGAGCAAAGUGACCGUCUUCUUUGGCACCCAAACCGGAACCGCGGAAGGGUUUGCAAAGGCCCUGGUCGAGGAAGCAAAGUCUCGAUACGACAGGGUUCUCUUCAAGGCCGUCGACUUGGACAACUACGCAGCGGACGACGACCACUAUCGCCUCAGGCUCAAGAAGGAGAAGCUGGCCAUCUUUAUGCUCGCAACGUAUGGUGACGGAGAACCGACGGACAAUGCGGCCAGGUUCUACAAAUUCCUUACGGAGGGUGGUGACGAAAGAGGCUUGUGGCUGAACGAGAUGACUUACGCGGUGUUUGGUCUGGGCAACCGCCAGUACGAGUACUUCAACAAGGUUGGAAAGGUCGUGGACGAGGAAUUGGAGAAGCAAGGUGCCAAAAGGCUUGUUCCCUGUGGAGUUGGCGAUGACGACCAAUGCAUCGAAGACGAUUUCUCCGCCUGGCGCGAGCAGCUAUGGCCGGAGCUUGACACUUUGCUUCGGAACGAGGACGACGUUGCCAUUCCUUCCACUACCACUUACACGGCAGCUGUCAGCGAAUACCGAGUUGUAAUUCAUGAGAAGCUAGCAAAACUCGUCGAAGGGAGCUUUCUCCCGGUGGAAAACGGUGGGCCUGUCGUUAUGGAUAUGAACCAUCCUUGUCGAGCCAUCGUGGCCGCUCGGAAAGAGCUCCAUACGCCCUUGUCCGACAGAUCGUGCACCCACUUGGAGUUCGACAUAGCUGCGACUGGCAUCAGUUACGAGACUGGAGACCAUGUUGGUGUGUACGCUGAGAAUUGUCACGACGUUGUGGAGGAGGCUGCCAAUCUUCUAGAUUAUUCGCUGGACACAGUCUUUUCCCUUCACACAGACACGGAAGAUGGCACUCCGUUGCCUGGUAGCCUUCUUCCGCCAUUUCCCACACCCUGCACUCUAAGAACUGCCUUGGCUCGUUAUGCCGACUUGCAAACUCCUCCUCGCAAGGCUGUGCUUGCUGUCCUUGCGGCAUAUACAUCAGAGACUAGCCAUGCAGACCGUUUGAGGCACCUAGCAUCGCUGCAAGGAAAGGAUGACUAUUCGCAAUACAUUUCUUCGUGUCAAAGGACCCUGCUGGAGGUUUUGGCUGACUUUUCCUCUGUCAAGCUGCCCCUCGGGGUCUUCUUCGCUUCAGUGGCUCCACGUUUGAUGCCAAGAUAUUAUUCCAUCUCGUCCUCUCCAAAGUUUGCGCCCACUAGGAUUCACGUCACUUGCGCGUUGGUUCAUGGACCAAGUCCAACUGGCCGCCUGUUUAGAGGAGUUUGCUCUACAUGGAUGAAGAAUGCUCGCUCCGCCGAAGAGGCCGGCGAUGACUGCAGCUGGGCUCCUAUAUUUGUGCGACAAUCAAACUUCAAGCUUCCUGCUGACCCGAAAAUUCCCAUCGUGAUGAUAGGACCUGGCACGGGCCUGGCACCUUUCAGAGGAUUCCUCCAGGAAAGAGCUGCUCUACAAGAUUCGGGUGAACAACUGGGGCCCUCGGUUCUUUUCUUUGGAUGCCGCAAUCGGAAUCAGGAUUUCAUUUACGAGCGCGAACUGAACGGGUAUGUGAGCAGAGGAACUUUGACAAACCUGUACGUGGCCUUUUCGCGAGAGGGCGCCACCAAGGAAUACGUCCAACACAAGAUGCAAGACAAGGCUAGUGACUUGUGGAGGCUUUUGUCUAACGGGGCCUACUUGUAUGUCUGCGGCGAUGCCAAAGGAAUGGCUCGCGACGUUCACAAGAUGCUGAUUACCAUUGUCCAAACCGAGGUGAGUUUUUGUGCUUAUCACCGAUGCAAAAGUCAAUUCUUUGCUUGGCAGGGCAACGUCAAGGAAGCUGAGGCUUUUGUCAAGCAACUGCAAAACGAUGGUCGAUAUUUGAGAGACGUCUGGUGAUUGCUUUACCUGCGAAGUGAUUGAAACAAGCAUACACUACGAAUUUUGUAGUUAGCAUUCAUUGAGAGACAAAUUGUCUCUUGCUGUACCCAACCGACUCCAAAGGAAAGAAACCAUUUCACCCAUUAAUUAACGCAACUUCAUA
This is a messenger RNA of Selaginella moellendorffii, 2487 nucleotides long. Its product is annotated as NADPH--cytochrome P450 reductase. Gene Ontology annotation, cellular component: cytosol. Bases 195 to 2342 code for a protein of 715 amino acids. The transcript is spliced from 16 exons. The record is from RefSeq and is a predicted model, not a curated record. NCBI's taxonomy places the organism in Eukaryota, Viridiplantae, Streptophyta, Lycopodiopsida, Selaginellales, Selaginellaceae. Gene Ontology annotation, molecular function: NADPH-hemoprotein reductase activity; flavin adenine dinucleotide binding; FMN binding.